CCUGAGCGAGGCUAGCCAGGUGCGCCCAUCUCUCCUCAAACAAAACACUGUACCUGGUGGUGGCGACUGUACUCGUGUCUUGCCUUCCCAAGUUAACACUCACUCACUGCGCCUAACGAGUGUUUUGAUACAUUUCCGAAUGCCUAAAAGUAGCGGUGAGACUUGUGGCACACGCCCGGGAAGUAAUAUAAUCCAGGAAGAGUGGGAAACGCUUGAGAAGAGAUUAGGGUGUGGUAAUGGCUAGCAGAGUGUGGUAACAACAAGGGAACGGGAGCCAGUGUGAUGCAUCGCCAGUUUUCACACAAACCAACGCCAACUAAUGACUGAAAACAUUCAAAGCAAGACUCGUUGUCGAUUUUGUUUGCGCUCCACUGUGGCACUAACGAGAAAUACAAAUAGUUUGCCCUUUGUUAUUUGAAACUAAUUAUAUAUUCAAACACUGAAACCUUCGUUACUAGUUAAAGCGAGUUUAUCUCAGGAAGAACACACACAACCCUUACUGGGUUUUUUUCUUUGGUGCCCCUUGUAGUGAGGAUAUAACACAGCGUCACGAUGGUUCCCCCAAGGGAGCGGCGGACCACCUCUGGCUGGUGGGCCAUCGCCUUCCAUGCCCUGGCAUUUCUGCUCAUAACCAUUGCCAUGUUCACCACAUACUGGCUGCAGGCCGAGAACAAGGCCUAUGGCACAUCGAUGGACAGGAUAGGCCUAUGGACGCAGUGCUUCCGUAGCUUCACAGUGGAAAAGGAUGUGUACCGUGAAAGGUUUUUCGUUGGGUGUCGUUGGCUCUUCGACCCCUUCACUACAGGCUACGAGGACGUGAGGGAGAUGCUCCAAACGCGUAAGUUGCACCGGGGAAGCGAAGCUGCAUUCUUCGUGACGGUGCAGGUGUUCUUCACCUUUUGCUUCACACUGUCGCUGAUUGGGGCGGCCCUCACAGGUAUCCUAGUCCUCUGUCCAGGCGAAGAGUUCGAGAAAUCAGUUCUCAAGAUUGCCUAUAUUGAUCUCUUCAUCUCCUGGGUGUUCGGGUUCAUAGCAGUCAUCGUGUUCGGAGCGAUGGGUGACAACCGUGACUGGAUGCCCCACUGGGACCACAACCACCUCUCUUGGUCCUUCGGCCUCGCUGUGGUGGGCGUAGUGGCGGAGUUCAUAGCAGCCGUGCUCUUCUGGGUGGAGUACCGCAUCCAGAAGCGCAAGGAGUCCUAUCGCCAGAGUCACGGAGUCUUCACACUCGAGGGAACCAAAACUUAAACCAACUCGUAUUGCAUAACCAAAACCACAUCUUAUAUCGGGAUCAAGACUAUGGACGAGACGUUAUCGGCUAACAACACGCCAGCAAUAUGCCUGGUUUAGCCACGUGUACGAAUUUGAACAUAACUAAGGUGGAACUAACAAACAAGACCGUGAGGAAUAGUAUUAGAAGCUAAAGUGGGGUUGUAAUUGAUAUAUUUGACGAAGAAAUUGAACAACUGCAUUCAUCCUAGAUUGCUUAUCACAUUAUAUUUGACGAAGAAAUUGAACAACUGCAUUCAUCCUAGAUUGCUUAUCACAUUAUAUUUGACGAAGAAAUUGAACAACUGCAUUCAUCCUAGAUUGCUUAUCACAUUAUAUUUGACGAAGAAAUUGAACAACUGCAUUCAUCCUCGAUUGCUUAUCACAUUUGUGUUGCAACAUACUGUAUUCAAUAUUAAUUUAUUGGUGUAAAGACCAAGAAUAUUGAGUUAUCAGUACGGGUUCAGUAGAAUGUGGGUACCGUCUCAAACUAUUAAUACCCAACAGCACACAAUGCAUGGGACGAAACGUUUUAGCUGUAUAAUUUUAAAUUUAACUUUAAAUUUUAUCAACACUUAAUUUCUAAGAAAAAAAUUCUUGUAGUUCGAAAACAUUGAAAUAUACAAGCAUUUGUAGGUUACCGAUGUUUCGGUAAUAGCCACGUAGGUUAAUGUAAAUUAUCGCAAAAUGAUGUGAAUUCCCGAAUACCAAAGUAAUUUUGUAAAAUACUGGUAACUGCAUUGACAAUUUUAUUUUAAGUAUCUAGCCUCUCAGUUAAGUAUUUUGAUAAUUUCUAACAUUAAAUUAUUUCAAUACUUUAUGUUAUAUGUAUAAUUUAUCUUUUUCUAUAAUUAAGGUUACCAAACUAAUCUUAUAACAAUGACCUGAACUUUUCUACCAGUACUAGCAAGAUAUUUUCAUUACUCAUUUAAACGUAAUAAACAAUGUUUACACUUGGGAAAUGUAACAAGUGCUGCAGGUGUUAGAUGCAACAGUAUACACUUGGGGAACUACAGAGGGAUCUUCUAAGUCACUUCUAAUUAUCUUAAUAUAAAUGUUGUAAAGUUUUAGAUAAGAUAUUCGAUGCAUUUCCUUCUCGUUUUCUAAACUAUGCCAGUGUGUGGAUAAGUAACCCCCCCCCCUCCCCAUCCCUCCAAACUCCCCGACUCUUGUAUUGCACAUUCCCUGUAAUUACUUGAAAGUAGUUACAGAAUGAGAGCUGUGCUCGUGGUGUCCCACCAGGGCAUAAAGAGCCGUGUUCUCCCGUGCUCGUCCGUCCAGAAUGGCGAGACUUUGUGGUUAAGUUACUUAGAUGUACAUAAGUCUUCAAGUUACCUUAAAGGCAAUGUGAUUCAAGUUCAAGUAUGUUUAUUGAGAUAAGAAAUACAUCUCAAAGAGAUAAAGUAGCUUAGGCUAUUUCUACCCCCCAAACACUGUGAUUUUGAGUUGUGGUAGGUAACUACUCCGUCCAUACCGUGGCUGUCAAAGUUAUCCGUCCUGUAAGUGUGGCUCAGGGGCUCGCUCAGCCUCAGGCCAAUUCAAUUUCUUUAUUAUGCACCCCAUACCCAUUCCGUGGGCGGUGGUGUAAAGGAUUACAGAGGCACACAAGGCCAAGCUGGCUUUUCUCAUUAUUUCAUAAUUAUUCAGUCCCAUGUAUAUAAUUGUUAAUUAUCAUUAAUAAUUUUUUGUUUACAUGUGGACCAGACACCACAAUCUGGUUGCAAAACGAGUAAUUAUAUAUAUGUAUAGGUAGGUAAUAGUGUCCAUUAUCACUAUAAUGUUGGUUACAUGCAACCAUUAUCUUGGUAUAAUGUUGGUUAUAUGCAACCAUUAUCACUAUAAUGUUGGUUACAUGCAACCAUUAUCACUAUAAUGUUGGUUACAUGCAACCAUUAUCACUAUAAUGUUGGUUACAUGCAACCAUUAUCACUGUAUAAUGUUGGUUACAUGCAACCAUUAUCACUAUAAUGUUGGUUACAUGCAACCAUUAUCACUAUAAUGUUGGUUACAUGCAACCAUUAUCACUGUAUAAUGUUGGUUACAUGCAACCAUUAUCACUAUAAUGUUGGUUACAUGCAACCAUUAUCACUAUAAUGUUGGUUACAUGCAACCAUUAUCACUAUAAUGUUGGUUACAUGCAACCAUUAUCACUAUAAUGUUGGUUACAUGCAACCAUUAUCACUGUAUAAUGUUGGUUACAUGCAACCAUUAUCACUAUAAUGUUGGUUACAUGCAACCAUUAUCACUAUAAUGUUGGUUACAUGCAACCAUUAUCACUGUAUAAUGUUGGUUACAUGCAACCAUUAUCACUAUAAUGUUGGUUACAUGCAACCAUUAUCACUAUAAUGUUGGUUACAUGCAACCAUUAUCACUAUAAUGUUGGUUACAUGCAACCAUUAUCACUGUAUAAUGUUGGUUACAUGCAACCAUUAUCACUGUAUAAUGUUGGUUACAUGCAACCAUUAUCACUAUAAUGUUGGUUACAUGCAACCAUUAUCACUAUAAUGUUGGUUACAUGCAACCAUUAUCACUAUAAUGUUGGUUACAUGCAACCAUUAUCACUGUAUAAUGUUGGUUACAUGCAAC
Molecule: messenger RNA, 3855 nt
Organism: Procambarus clarkii (red swamp crayfish)
Lineage: Eukaryota; Metazoa; Arthropoda; Malacostraca; Decapoda; Cambaridae
Biological process (GO): regulation of tube size, open tracheal system; septate junction assembly
Cellular component (GO): septate junction; membrane
Source: RefSeq, a predicted model, not a curated record